Molecule: messenger RNA, 2587 nt
Organism: Prunus dulcis (almond)
Lineage: Eukaryota; Viridiplantae; Streptophyta; Magnoliopsida; Rosales; Rosaceae
Product: O-acyltransferase WSD1-like
Exons: 6
Coding region: 134-1537 (467 amino acids)
Biological process (GO): triglyceride biosynthetic process
Cellular component (GO): plasma membrane
Molecular function (GO): diacylglycerol O-acyltransferase activity; long-chain-alcohol O-fatty-acyltransferase activity
Source: RefSeq, a predicted model, not a curated record
CUAGUAAACAUAGUUUGUUACUCCGAAGACAUUCUCUGGCCACUAAAUUCAUUACGUGUUCUAAUUUUUCAACAGUCAACCACGCCCCUCAUUUCCGACACAGACCAACCACGCAGCCUUAUCUCUCUCUGUCAUGGCUUCAGCGGCGGCUGACUACUCCGACGAGCCCCUAACCCCAGCAGGCCGCCUCUUUGUUCAACCCCAAAUGAACCAAAUAAUUCAUUGCGCCGUCGGCUUCAAGAACCCAAUAAACAUAGACUCAAUCAAGUCCCAUCUCAAAAGCUCUCUCCUUCUCUCCCACCCCAGAUUCUCAAGCCUCAUGGUCCGCGACUCACAGGGCCUCGAGCACUGGCGCAAAAUCCCCCACCUCGACCUCGACCGCCACGUCAUUGUCGUCCCCAACCCCAUCACCACCGGAUCCCAUUUUGACCAUGACACCGCGGUCAACGACUACUUGGCCGACCUCUCCACCAGCUCUGGGCUAAGCGCCGAGAAACCCAUGUGGGAAGUUCACCUUCUAAUGGGUCACAACUGCGCCAUCUUCCGAAUCCACCACGCUUUGGGAGAUGGUGUUUCGCUCAUGUCUCUGUUCUUGGCGAGUUGCAGGGGAGCUGAAGAUGAGGAAAAGAUGCCAACUUUGGCUUCUGGGAAGAGAAACAGAGUGAAUGGUAAAAAGGGUUGGUGGGCUUUGUUGAUUGGGUUUGUGGGUAUGUUGUGGUUUAGCUUGAUUUUUGUGGUGGAGUUUGUGUUGAGAUGCUUGUGGGUUUGUGACAGAAAAACAGAGAUCAGUGGUGGUGAUGGGGUUGAGCUCUGGCCUAGAAAGUUGGCCACUGCUCGGUUUAGGGUUCAGGACAUGAAGCUCGUCAAGAAGUCCGUUCCAAAUGCAACCAUCAAUGAUGUUCUUUUUGGGGUGAUUUCAUCAGGGCUAUCAAGAUACCUAGAUCACAGAACAACAAAUGCUUUGCCCGAGGGACUUCAAAUUACAGGGAUAGCCAUGGUGAAUUUAAGAGAGCAGCCUGGAUUGCAGGAAAUAUCCGAUUUGAUGAAAAGCAAUUCAGGGUCAAGUUGGGGUAACAAAUUCGGCAUGCUUCUCCUACCUAUAUAUUAUCAUAAAAUAAGUGGAACUGAUCGUCUAGCAUAUCUGAAGAUAGCUAAAGUGAUGAUUGACCGGAAGAAACGAUCUCUGGAGGCUCAUUUCUCGUACAAACUUGGGUAUUUUGUAAUGACCUACUUGGGAGCAAAGGUUGCUGCCUGGCUGAAUUACAGGAUUGUUUGCAAUACUAGCUUUACUAUCUCAAAUAUACUUGGCCCGCAAGAAGAAAUCAUAUUUGGAGGCAACCCUAUAACUUACCUAAGAGUGAAUUCAUCCAGCCUGCCCCAUGCACUUACAAUGCACAUGAUAAGCUAUGCUGAAAGAGCAGACAUGCAAAUUUUGGUGGCCAAAGAUAUCAUCCCUGACCCGGCAUUUCUUGCAAAGUGCUUUGAGGAGGCCUUGCUUGAUAUGAAGGAAGCAGCUGCAGCCAUCAAUCGAACCUAGGAGGACCACUAUACAUUUUAAUGGAAUGUCAGAAAAUUGUAUGAGGUUGAAUGUGAAAGGAAGAUUAGUGAUACAUUUCAUUGACAUGCAGAAAGGGCAAAUAUCUGAAAAGGCUAAUAUGUAGAUGGUCUGUUCAUUUGCCAUCAUCAUCAUUCUUGUCGGCUUUCAAACUCUUUCAAACAAAGACAUAUAUACAUCAGCCAUACCUACGAUGUCACUCUCUCUCUCUCUAACACUAAACACUAUAUAAGAAAAGAACCAAACUCUCAAGAUCUAACGAUCAAUGUCAUGCGACCAAACCCCGUAAGUAACCAAUAAUAAGUUGCAUCAAUAAGUUGCAUGCUGCUAGUUGUUAUUCCCCCGGUAGGCAUGCGGCUUGUUGCGGCUUUUGGCAAUCAUGCCUUGGCCAAGGAUUGGGGUUUCUUGUUGCUUCCUUUCUUCCUUCGCAGCAGUAGCCUCCUGAGCAAACCAAAACCUCCUUGUUUCUUACUUGGCACAAUAGCCAGACUCCCAACUGCACUAUUACCAGCUUUAUGCCUUGAACCAAGAUGCCCUUCCCGCAUCAGAGCAGUAGGCGUGGACAAGGCAUUAUGACUAUCAGAGUGAAGAAGGGAUGGUUUUUCUGCAUCUGCAUCUCUCUGUGUUUCUUUCUCCUUUGGAGACUUGAUAUCCCCGACUCUGGGGUUAUCCUCAGCAAGCAUUUGAUCACGUAGCGAAGAGCGCCUGUUCAAGUUAUUGUCACUGGCAUUGGCUGCAGUGCUGGUGGUUGUUGAGAACACCUUGUCAAAAAGUUCUGCUUCCCUUGGCGUAGCCAGUGCCUUCAGCUGUUUUCCUAGGUUUAGGAUGGUUUCUUGGCACUCUGCCAACUUCACCGAAGCUGUAGUGAUUUCCCAUCCCUGAAAGUUUGAAGAACAGUCACACUGUAGUGCCUAAUUAAAAUAUUGUUUACAAUUGCAGUUGAUUUUUUAAAUCUAUUUUCUUAGGAAGUUUGAACUCCUUUUUAAACACAACCACUAUAUGUAAUGAGAUGAUCAAUGCAGUAUCACAAUA